Molecule: messenger RNA, 1543 nt
Organism: Melitaea cinxia (Glanville fritillary)
Lineage: Eukaryota; Metazoa; Arthropoda; Insecta; Lepidoptera; Nymphalidae
Gene: NitFhit
Product: nitrilase and fragile histidine triad fusion protein NitFhit
Exons: 10
Coding region: 46-1440 (464 amino acids)
Biological process (GO): nucleobase-containing compound metabolic process
Molecular function (GO): bis(5'-adenosyl)-triphosphatase activity; hydrolase activity, acting on carbon-nitrogen (but not peptide) bonds, in linear amides
Source: RefSeq, a predicted model, not a curated record
UUAUUAAAACAAAUUUCAAUACAAGCUCAACGGCAAUAUACUACAAUGACCAGCAAAAGAAUUGCAGUCUGUCAAAUGACAUCUGUAGCGGAUAAGGAAGCAAAUCUAAAUGUUGUUAGUAAAUUAGUUAGUGAUGCAGUGCAAGACAAUGUCCAGAUGAUAUUUUUCCCAGAAGCAUGUGACUUUAUCUGUGAUAACAAGCAAGAUACAUUGAACUCGGCUGAGUCAUUACUAACUGGCAGCACUGUUAAGAAGUAUAGAGAAUUAGCAGCUAAGAAUAAUGUCUGGUUGUCUAUGGGAGGUGUUCAUGAAAAAGACGAAUAUAAUCCAAAUAAACUUUUCAACACUCACAUAAUAAUAAACAGCAACGGGGAAAUUGUACAAACAUACAGAAAAGUACAUUUAUUUGAUGUGGAGAUACCAGAAAAAAGUAUACGAUUAAAGGAAAGUGAUUUCUGUACACCGGGCAAAGAAAUCGUCGCUCCAGUUGAUUCACCUAUCGGAAAGAUUGGUCUAUCCAUAUGUUACGACAUGCGUUUUCCAGAACUAAGCACUGCUUUAAGUAUAUUGGGCGCCGAGAUAUUAACAUAUCCGUCUGCGUUCACUUACGCUACUGGCUUAGCACAUUGGCAUAUUCUAUUAAGAUCAAGAGCGAUAGAAAACCAAUGCUACGUAAUAGCAGCCGCUCAGACUGGACAUCACAAUAAGAAGCGUCGGUCAUAUGGCCAUGGCCUUAUCGUGGAUCCAUGGGGCGAAGUCCUAGCGGAUUGUGGGGACUCCGCCCCUAACUAUCAAGUCGCUGAAAUAACGGAUAGGAUUGCUGAAGUUAGACGAAAUAUGCCUGUAUUUCAGCAUCGAAGACCAGACAUCUAUUCACUAUACACCUUAAGUCUACGAAACACCCUCUUAGAUGAACAUUCAGAUAAAACUACCCCAGUCGAGAAUCAAACCCAUCACCAAACAAGUGGACCGACAAACGUGUUUGGACAUGUUCGAGUACCAGAAUCUUGUGUCUUUUAUAAAUCGGAUUUGACAUAUGCUUUUGUUAACUUGAGAUGUGUGACACCGGGUCACGUGCUCGUAGCUCCGAUAAGACUGGUCGAAAGGAAUAAAGAUUUAACCGAUGAGGAAUCUGAUGAUUUCUAUAGAACUGUCCGAUUGGUUCAAAAUUUAAUGGAGAAGGUACACAAGACAACAUCUUGUACCGUUACAAUACAAGAUGGGCCAGACGCCGGACAAACUGUUAGGCAUCUACAUUGUCACGUAAUGCCAAGAAAGAAAGGAGAUUUUAUUGAAAAUGACUUGAUUUACUUGGAAUUAGCAAAACAUGACCAGAUUAAACCCGGUCAUCCGUCGAAACCAGCUAGAAGACUAGAAGAUAUGGAGAAAGAAGCAGCGAUGUUGAGAGAACAAUUAAAGAAGAUGGCAGAAGGAAGCUAAUUUGUGUUAUUUAUGUGUAAAUAAAUUUUAUGAUCAAAUAUAUUGUAAUUUAAGGCUGUGUUUUAUACAGAACAUAUUGUAAUAAUAUUUUAUUUUUAAUCAA